AGGUGCAGAUUCAUUCCAAAAAUCUUGGAGUGAAUCUACGGCGUCCCGUACAAUAUUUUCUUUUAACAAGAAUGUUGUUACGCGUAGGCGACAUCCUUCUACGGAUAUCAAUAUUGUUAGGUUUACAAGUCCAAUUGCUUGUUUUUAUUUUGGGAGGCGAGGAAAAUAUAUUCGGAGGUUUUUCGUUUAAAUCCCUCUCAUUGUCCUCUUGCUCAGUGCAGCGCUUGAGAAGACCUGGUUGUGGAUUCGAGCCCCCAAAACUUCGUUUCUAUUCUUCUUCUCUUGUAACUGUGUAACCAUGAGCCAAGCAAAGAUAAGUCGUCAUCCUGAGGUGAAAUGGGCCCAGAGGACGGACAAAGUUUAUGUUACUAUACAAUUGCCUGAUUCUAAAAAUGCAGAUGUAAAACUUGAGCCUGAAGGGAAAUUAUCCUUUUCAGCUACUACUGGACCUGAAAAUGCACCAUUUGAAUUCAAUUUUGAUCUUUUUGACAAAGUGGAUGUAGAGGCAAGCAAGAUUAAUGUGGGCUUGAGGAAUAUUUUUUGUUGUAUUGAGAAAGCAGAAAAGGGAUGGUGGAAAAGGUUGUUGAAGGCUGAAGGAAAGACACCACAAUACAUAAAAGUUGACUGGGAUAAAUGGGUUGAUGAGGAUGAAGAGGAUGAAAAACCUGGCGACGCUGAUUUUGGCGGCAUGGACUUUUCAGGUAUGGGAGGCAUGGGAGGCAUGGGAGGCAUGGGAGGUAUGGGUGGCAUGGGAGGCAUGGGAGGCAUGGGUGGCUUGGGAGGCAUGGAAGGCAUGGGUGGCUUGGCAGGCAUGGGAGGCAUGGGAGGCAUGGGUGGCUUGGCAGGCAUGGGAGGCAUGAGUGGCUUGGCAGGCAUGGGAGGCAUGGGUGGUUUGGGAGGCAUGGGUGGCUUGGAAGGCAUGGGCGGUGAUGAGCCUGAUAGUGAUGAUGAAGAUCAAGAUGCUUCAAAGGAAGAUUCUUCUCUGGCAGAAGCUUCAAAGUCAGAAUCUGUUGUAGAAGAACCUGCAAAGCCAUGAUGAAAAACUAGGAGGGAACAUUGAGUGGAAGCAAAUAGUUUCCCAGUAAGCGGGCGACUUUUGUAAUUUUUCUGCACAUGUUCGCGGAAAAUCAUAGAGGAUUGCUGGUUUAUGGUAGUAAUGAUUUUUCAGCUCUAAUUAUUUAACUUGAUCAGGAGCAUAUAUUGGCUGGAGGAAUUUUUAUAGUACGUUGAUGAGCACUUUAAUUUGAACAUUUUGAGUUUUGCAAUGCAUGCAGAAAAUUGUGACUUUCCACUAAUGAUAAUGGGUGUAUUUCACUGAUUUCAUUUAGUGACUGUUUUGGAGAUGCAACUAAAUUUUUUAUUAUUAA
This is a messenger RNA of Cryptomeria japonica (Japanese cedar), 1367 nucleotides long. RefSeq lists its product as uncharacterized. Gene Ontology annotation, biological process: protein folding; chaperone-mediated protein complex assembly. Gene Ontology annotation, cellular component: cytosol; nucleus. The coding region runs from base 299 to 1036 and encodes 245 amino acids. The record is from RefSeq and is a predicted model, not a curated record. The transcript has 6 exons. Lineage: Eukaryota; Viridiplantae; Streptophyta; Pinopsida; Cupressales; Cupressaceae. Gene Ontology annotation, molecular function: protein-folding chaperone binding; Hsp90 protein binding.